AUGUACCAAGUCCUGGUAAGUCCACGCUAGUGUUGCUGGUGUUUGCCACUUGAUACUAAGUAUACCCGGGAGGAUUAGUAAUAACAGCAUUUAAAAUAAAGCCCUGUUUUACGUGGGAAGGUGAGCUAUAAGAGAUCUGAUAGAGAAUGUAAGUCACAUGUUUGUGUGAGGGAACACUAACAAUAGGAAACAAACAAACAAACGAAUGAGAAAAAAAGCCAGGACACCUCUCUGUUCUAGAUGGUAGAGACCAGUACACCUCUCUGUUCUAGAUGGUAGAGACCAGUACACCUCUCUGUUCUAGAUGGUAGAGACCAGUACGCCUCUCUGUUCUAGAUGGUAGAGACCAGUACGCCUCUCUGUUCUAGAUGGUAGAGACCAGUGACACCUCUCUGUUCUAGAUGGUAGAGACCAGUACGCCUCUUGUCUAGAUGUAAGACCAGUCGCUCUCGUUCUAGAUGGUUAGAGACCAGUACGCCUCUCUGUUUCUAGAUGGUAGAGCCUAGUACCUCUGUAAUUGUAAGAGAUAGUGGUUGAUGGAUAGAGACCAGUACGCCACUUUGUUUAGAUGGUUUAAGACCAUUAAAGACACCUGACAUUUAAGGUGGGAUGGAUCAAACACUUGCAGACUUUUUGGGGUUCCCUACCCUGUUUAAGGAGGGAGGGAGCUAGAGCGAGAGCGAUAGUGAGAGAGAGAGAGAGAGAGAGAGAGAGAGAGAGAGAGAGAGAGAGGAGAGGAGAGAGGAGAGAGAGAGAGAGAGAGAGAGAGAGAGAGAGACAGAGAGAGAGAGAGUAGAGAGAGAGAAUGGAGAGAGAGAGAGAGAGGUGAAGAGAGAAGAGAGCGAGGAGAGUAGAGAGGAGUAAUAGAGAGAGAAGAGAGAGAGAGAGGGAGGGAGGGAGGAGAGUAGGAGAAGAGGUAGGGAGAGAGGGAGGAGGAGAAGAGGCCCGAGAGAGGCAGCGGGGUAUGAGAGAGAGAGAGAGAGAGUAGACGCGAGAGAUGAGAGAGAGAGAGAGAGAGGAGGGAAGGGUGGUUGAGUGAUAAUGUGUAGAAGAAGGAGGGGGUGUAGAGGAGCGGUACACUCUAUCACUACUUUGAGAGCUCUGCCUCUUCAGCCAACUGCUCCCUCUCUUCUCUCCUCCUCUCUCCAUCCAGGCGAAUGGACAAACACAGCCUGAAAAAAAGGCAAGCAGGCAAGAGAGAGAGCGAGAGAGAGGGGAGGAAACACAAGGCAACAGUACAGGAGGUUAAUAAUCAGACUGGAGAGUUAGCAGCUUGUUUCCAGGAGUGAGUCGUCCCAGCUGAACACCGCGGAGAGAACAGGAAGCAAUCUUCUCUUCCUGCGUGUGUGUGUGUGUGUGUGUUGAUGAGUGUGAGAGUGUAUGUGUGUAUGAGUGUUUGUGUAUCUGUCCAGACAGACAGAGUUCAGUGGAAUAGCAGGAGUUACUUUUGGGGAAGACAGCUGGACUCAUCCAUUGCAACAGCGAUACAGAGACUCUCUGACAACUGAAAGAGCAGCAGCAGCCACUUCAAGGAGAGUAACACACUGUGGAUGAAUUGAGGGAAUGAGAAGAGGAAGACCGAGAGACUGAGAAAGUCAAGGAGGGAAGAGAGAAAGACUCUUUGGUCUCUUCUCUGCUCUGCAAAGUGUGACGACCCUCCAUCUCCCCUCUCCAUCUACCCUGACCCUUCUCCCUCUCCCUCACUCCUCUUCCCCCUCUUCUCCUCCACUCCUCUUCCCCCUGUCGUCGUCUCGCCUAACAUGGGCCGGCUGCUGGCCCUAGCCCUGGCCUACCUGGUGUACCUGUCGACUGCAGUGAUUGGCUCAGAGAAGAAGCAGCACCGGGUGCAGAAUGGGCCCUGCAGUUACACCUUCAUACUCCCCGAGGUGGAACACUGCCAACCCCUCAAAGACUUCCAGGUCACCAACUCCCUCCAGAGGGACUCCCCACCACCACCGCCGGCCCCAGACCCAGGAUCGAGUCACCCUGAGCAGGCCAAAGCCCAGUCCGCUAGGCCCUCAUGGCAGGAGAGGAAGCUGGAGAGUCUGGAGAGCACCACAGAGAAAAAUAGACAGUGGUUGCAGAAGGUAAGAAUCUCUGUCAUCAUGUGUUGCUUCCUCCUCUUGUCUUUUCUGUUCCCCUCCAGGGUUCACUAAAACAGAGGUAUUCCCUAAAGAGUGUGUGUGUGUGUGUCUGAGUCUGUAUUUAACACCACUGGGUAGCACUACUGAUUCAGAUAUGUGUAUCAGUACAUUAACAAAACAAACCCAACAAUCAAAGAGCAGUUACGCUAACCUCAAUAAAUGCUAAGAAAAUGUGUGUGUGUGUGUGUGUGUGUGUGUGUGUGUGUGUGUGUGUGUGUGUGUGUGUGAGUGAGUGUGUGUGUGAGUGUGUACGUGCGUGCGUGCGUGUGUGUCAGUGUGUGAGUCACCAGAAUGUCUGCAUAAAUGGAACAAUUGUUUAUCUAACAGACAUUUUAACAAGUCUGGUUUAGCGGUUUAUUGGGCCAUGGCCUUUACUAUGACUGGGCCAUUUAAACCAUUCUCUGAACUAAUAAACUGUAGCAGAGAGAUUAACAGUGUUUUCACUGUUAAGGUCAUCUGGGGUCAGAUCAGGUCCAUUCUCUGGACCACACAGAGGCAGUAUUGUCUGUCUCUAUCUUGCAUUUAUUUUUAAAAGGUCAUUGCUAUUUUUACAGGGUGAGUGAGUAAACUCACCAAUCUCUCUGUGUGUUCUGAGAUAUAACCUCUGACCUCGCUGUUGAGAGAAACAGGAAGCCUCUGGACAGAAGUUGCCCUCGUGCAGAUAUUUAGGAUCAGAUUACCUUUCCACCAAUACUAACCGUGGUUGCCUCUCAAAUGGCACCCUGUCAGGUCUAUAUAGAGGUCAACAGCUCCCUGUCAGGUCUAUAUAGAGGUCCUCAACACCUCCCUGUCUGGUCUAUAUAGAGGUCCUCAACACCUCCCUGUCUGGUCUAUAUAGAGGUCCUCAACACCUCCCUGUCAGGUCUAUAUAGAGGUCCUCAACACCUCCCUGUCUGGUCUAUAUAGAGGUCCUCAACACCUCCCUGUCAGGUCUAUAUAGAGGUCCUCAACACCUCCCUGUCUGGUCUAUAUAGAGGUCAACACCUCCCUGUCAGGUCUAUAUAGAGGUCCUCAACACCUCCCUGUCUGGUCUAUAUAGAGGUCCUCAACACCUCCCUGUCUGGUCUAUAUAGAGGUCCUCAACACCUCCCUGUCUGGUCUAUAUAGAGGUCCUCAACACCUCCCUGUCAGGUCUAUAUAGAGGUCAACACCUCCCUGUCAGGUCUAUAUAGAGGUCCUCAACACCUCCCUGUCAGGUCUAUAUAGAGGUCAACACCUCCCUGUCAGGUCUAUAUAGAGGUCCUCAACACCUCCCUGUCUGGUCUAUAUAGAGGUCCUCAACACCUCCCUGUCUGGUCUAUAUAGAGGUCAACACCUCCCUGUCAGGUCUAUAUAGAGAUCCUCAACACCUCCCUGUCUGGUCUAUAUAGAGGUCAACACCUCCCUGUCUGGUCUAUAUAGAGGUCAACACCUCCCUGUCUGGUCUAUAUAGAGGUCAACACCUCCCUGUCAGGUCCAUAUAGAGGUCCUCAACACCUCCCUGUCUGGUCUAUAUAGAGGUCCUCAACACCUCCCUGUCAGGUCUAUAUAGAGGUCAACACCUCCCUGUCAGGUCUAUAUAGAGGUCCUCAACACCUCCCUGUCAGGUCUAUAUAGAGGUCCUCAACACCUCCCUGUCUGGUCUAUAUAGAGGUCAACACCUCCCUGUCAGGUCUAUAUAGAGGUCCUCAACACCUCCCUGUCAGGUCUAUAUAGAGGUCCUCAACACCACCCUGUCUGGUCUAUAUAGAGGUCCUCAACACCACCCUGUCUGGUCUAUAUAGAGGUCCUCAACACCUCCCUGUCAGGUCUAUAUAGAGGUCAACACCUCCCUGUCUGGUCUAUAUAGAGGUCAACACCUCCCUGUCUGGUCUAUAUGGAGGUCCUCAACACCUCCCUGUCAGGUCUAUAUAGAGGUCCUCAACACCUCCCUGUCAGGUCUAUAUAGAGGUCCUCAACACCUCCCUGUGUGGUCUAUAUAGAGGUCAACACCUCCCUGUCUGGUCUAUAUAGAGGUCCUCAACACCUCCCUGUCAGGUCUAUAUAGAGGUCCUCAACACCUCCCUGUCUGGUCUAUAUAGAGGUCCUCAACACCUCCCUGUCAGGUCUAUAUAGAGGUCCUCAACACCUCCCUGUCUGGUCUAUAUAGAGGUCCUCAACACCUCCCUGUCAGGUCUAUAUAGAGGUCCUCAACACCUCCCUGUCUGGUCUAUAUAGAGGUCCUCAACACCUCCCUGUCAGGUCUAUAUAGAGGUCAACACCUCCCUGUCUGGUCUAUAUAGAGGUCCUCAACACCUCCCUGUCAGGUCUAUAUAGAGGUCCUCAACACCUCCCUGUCAGGUCUAUAUAGAGGUCCUCAACACCUCCCUGUCAGGUCUAUAUAGAGGUCCUCAACACCUCCCUGUCAGGUCUAUAUAGAGGUCAACACCUCCCUGUCUGGUCUAUAUAGAGGUCCUCAACACCUCCCUGUCAGGUCUAUAUAGAGGUCAACACCUCCCUGUCUGGUCUAUAUAGAGGUCCUCAACACCUCCCUGUCAGGUCUAUAUAGAGGUCCUCAACACCUCCCUGUCAGGUCUAUAUAGAGGUCCUCAACACCUCCCUGUCAGGUCUAUAUAGAGGUCAACACCUCCCUGUCUGGUCUAUAUAGAGGUCCUCAACACCUCCCUGUCAGGUCUAUAUAGAGGUCCUCAACACCUCCCUGUCAGGUCUAUAUAGAGGUCCUCAACACCACCCUGUCUGGUCUAUAUAGAGGACCUCAACACCUCCCUGUCAGGUCUAUAUAGAGGUCCUCAACACCUCCCUGUCUGGUCUAUAUAGAGGAAAACACCUCCCUGUAUGGUCUAUAUAGAGGUCAUCAACACCUCCCUGUCAGGUCUAUAUAGAGGUCAACACCUCCCUGUCUGGUCUAUAUAGAGGUCCUCAACACCUCCCUGUCAGGUCUAUAUAGAGGUCCUCAACACCUCCCUGUCAGGUCUAUAUAGAGGUCCUCAACACCUCCCUGUCAGGUCUAUAUAGAGGUCCUCAACACCUCCCUGUCUGGUCUAUAUAGAGGUCCUCAACACCUCCCUGUCUGGUCUAUAUAGAGGACCUCAACACCUCCCUGUCUGGUCUAUAUAGAGGUCCUCAACACCUCCCUGUCUGCUCUAUAUAGAGGUCCUCAACACCUCCCUGUCUGGUCUAUAUAGAGGUCAACACCUCCCUGUCAGGUCUAUAUAGAGGUCCUCAACACCUCCCUGUCUGGUCUAUAUAGAGGUCCUCAACACCUCCCUGUCUGGUCUAUAUAGAGGUCCUCAACACCUCCCUGUCUGGUCUAUAUAGAGGUCCUCAACACCUCCCUGUCUGGUCUAUAUAGAGGUCCUCAACACCUCCCUGUCAGGUCUAUAUAGAGGUCCUCAACACCUCCCUGUCAGGUUAUAUAGAGGUCCUCAACACCUCCCUGUCUGGUCUAUAUAGAGGUCCUCAACACCUCCCUGUCUGGUCUAUAUAGAGGUCCUCAACACCUCCCUGUCAGGUCUAUAUAGAGGUCCUCAAACACCUCCCUGUCUGGUCUAUAUAGAGGUCCUCAACACCUCCCUGUCUGGUCUAUAUAGAGGUCCUCAACACCUCCCUGUCAGGUCUAUGUAGAGGUCCUCAACACCUCCCUGUCAGGUCUAUAUAGAGGUCCUCAACACCUCCCUGUCUGGUCUAUAUAGAGGUCCUCAACACCUCCCUGUCUGGUCUAUAUAGAGGUCCUCAACACCUCCCUGUCUGGUCUAUAUAGAGGUCCUCAACACACCUCCCUGUCAGGUCUAUAUAGAGGUCCUCAACACCUCCCUGUCUGGUCUAUAUAGAGGUCCUCAACACCUCCCUGUCAGGUCUAUGUAGAGGUCCUCAACACCUCCCUGUCUGGUCUAUAUAGAGGUCCUCAACACCUCCCUGUCAGGUCUAUGUAGAGGUCCUCAACACCUCCCUGUCAGGUCUAUAUAGAGGUCCUCAACACCUUCCUGUCUGGUCUAUAUAGAGGUCCUCAACACCUCCCUGUCUGGUCUAUAUAGAGGUCAACACCUCCCUGUCAGGUCUAUAUAGAGGUCCUCAACACCUCCCUGUCUGGUCUAUAUAGAGGUCCUCAACACCUCCCUGUCUGGUCUAUAUAGAGGUCCUCAACACCUCCCUGUCUGGUCUAUAUAGAGGUCCUCAACACCUCCCUGUCUGGUCUAUAUAGAGGUCAACACCUCCCUGUCUGGUCUAUAUAGAGGUCCUCAACACCUCCCUGUCUGGUCUAUAUAGAGGUCCUCAACACCUCCCUGUCUGGUCUAUAUAGAGGUCCUCAACACCUCCCUGUCAGGUCUAUAUAGAGGUCCUCAACAGCUCCCUGUCAGGUCUAUAUAGAGGUCCUCAACACCUCCCUGUCUGGUCUAUAUAGAGGUCCUCAACACCUCCCUGUCUGGUCUAUAUAGAGGUCCUCAACACCUCCCUGUCAGGUCUAUAUAGAGGUCCUCAACACCUCCCUGUCUGGUCUAUAUAGAGGUCAACACCUCCCUGUCUGGUCUAUAUAGAGGUCCUCAACACCUCCCUGUCAGGUCUAUAUAGAGGUCAACACCUCCCUGUCUGGUCUAUAUAGAGGUCCUCAACACCUCCCUGUCAGGUCUAUAUAGAGGUCCUCAACACCUCCCUGUCAGGUCUAUAUAGAGGUCCUCAACACCUCCCUGUCAGGUCUAUAUAGAGGUCCUCAACACCUCCCUGUCAGGUCUACAUAGAUGUCCUCAACACCUCCCUGUCAGGUCUAUAUAGAGGUCCUCAACACCUCCCUGUCAGGUCUAUAUAGAGGUCCUCAACAACUCCCUGUCUGGUCUAUAUAGAGGUCCUCAACUCCCUCCUGUCUGGUCUAUAUAGAGGUCCUCAACACCUCCCUGUCAGGUCUAUAUAGAGGUCCUCAACACCUCCCUGUCUGGUCUAUAUAGAGGUCAUCAACACCUCCCUGUCAGGUCUAUAUAGAGGUCCUCAACACCUCCCUGUCAGGUCUAUAUAGAGGUCCUCAACACCUCCCUGUCAGGUCUAUAUAGAGGUCAACACCUCCCUGUCUGGUCUAUAUAGAGGUCCUCAACACCACCCUGUCAGGUCUAUAUAGAGGUCCUCAACACCUCCCUGUCAGGUCUAUAUAGAGGUCCUCAACACCUCCCUGUCAGGUCUAUAUAGAGGUCCUCAACACCUCCAUGUCAGGUCUAUAUAGAGGUCCUCAACACCUCCCUGUCAGGUCUAUAUAGAGGUCCUCAACACCUCCUUGUCAGGUCUAUAUAGAGGUCCUCAACACCUCCCUGUCUGGUCUAUAUAGAGGUCCUCAACUCCCUCCUGUCUGGUCUAUAUAGAGGUCCUCAACACCUCCCUGUCAGGUCUAUAUAGAGGUCCUCAACACCUCCCUGUCUGGUCUAUAUAGAGGUCCUCAACACCUCCCUGUCUGGUCUAUAUAGAGGUCCUCAAUACCUCCCUGUCAGGUCUAUAUAGAGGUCCUCAACACCUCCCUGUCAGGUCUAUAUAGAGGUCCUCAACACCUCCCUGUCUGGUCUAUAUAGAGGUCCUCAACACCUCCCUGUCAGGUCUAUAUAGAGGUCAACACCUCCCUGUCUGGUCUAUAUAGAGGUCCUCAACACCUCCCUGUCAGGUCUAUAUAGAGGUCAACACCUCCCUGUCUGGUCUAUAUAGAGGUCCUCAACACCUCCCUGUCAGGUCUAUAUAGAGGUCCUCAACACCUCCCUGUCUGGUCUAUAUAGAGGUCCUCAACACCUCCCUGUCUGGUCUAUAUAGAGGUCCUCAACACCUCCCUGUCAGGUCUAUAUAGAGGUCCUCAACACCUCCCUGUCAGGUCUAUAUAGAGGUCCUCAACACCUCCCUGUCUGGUCUAUAUAGAGGUCCUCAAAACCUCCCUGUCUGGUCUAUAUAGAGGUCCUCAACACCUCCCUGUCUGGUCUAUAUAGAGGUCCUCAACACCUCCCUGUCAGGUCUAUGUAGAGGUCCUCAACACCUCCCUGUCAGGUCUAUAUAGAGGUCAACACCUCCCUGUCUGGUCUAUAUAGAGGUCAACACCUCCCUGUCAGGUCUAUAUAGAGGUCCUCAACACCUCCCUGUCUGGUCUAUAUAGAGGUCAACACCUCCCUGUUUGGUCUAUAUAGAGGUCCUCAACACCUCCCUGUCAGGUCUAUAUAGAGGUCCUCAACACCUCCCUGUCUGGUCUAUAUAGAGGUCCUCAACACCUCCCUGUCUGGUCUAUAUAGAGGUCCUCAACACCUCCCUGUCAGGUCUAUAUAGAGGUCAACACCUCCCUGUCAGGUCUAUAUAGAGGUCCUCAACACCACCCUGUCAGGUCUAUAUAGAGGUCCUCAACACCUCCCUGUCAGGUCUAUAUAGAGGUCCUCAACACCUCCCUGUCAGGUCUAUAUAGAGGUCCUCAACACCUCCCUGUCUGGUCUAUAUAGAGGUCCUCAACACCUCCCUGUCAGGUCUAUAUAGAGGUCCUCAACACCUCCCUGUCAGGUCUAUAUAGAGGUCCUCAACACCUCCCUGUCUGGUCUAUAUAGAGGUCCUCAACACCUCCCUGUCUGGUCUAUAUAGAGGUCCUCAACACCUCCCUGUCUGGUCUAUAUAGAGGUCCUCAACACCUCCCUGUCAGGUCUAUGUAGAGGUCCUCAACACCUCCCUGUCAGGUCUAUAUAGAGGUCAACACCUCCCUGUCUGGUCUAUAUAGAGGUCAACACCUCCCUGUCAGGUCUAUAUAGAGGUCCUCAACACCUCCCUGUCUGGUCUAUAUAGAGGUCAACACCUCCCUGUCUGGUCUAUAUAGAGGUCCUCAACACCUCCCUGUCAGGUCUAUAUAGAGGUCCUCAACACCUCCCUGUCAGGUCUAUAUAGAGGACCUCAACACCUCCCUGUCAGGUCUAUAUAGAGGUCCUCAACACCUCCCUGUCAGGUCUAUAUAGAGGUCCUCAACACCUCCCUGUCAGGUCUAUAUAGAGGACCUCAACACCUCCCUGUCAGGUCUAUAUAGAGGUCCUCAACACCUCCCUGUCAGGUCUAUAUAGAGGACCUCAACACCUCCCUGUCUGGUCUAUAUAGAGGUCCUCAACACCUCCCUGUCAGGUCUAUAUAGAGGUCAACACCUCCCUGUCAGGUCUAUAUAGAGGUCCUCAACACCACCCUGUCAGGUCUAUAUAGAGGUCCUCAACACCUCCCUGUCAGGUCUAUAUAGAGGUCAACACCUCCCUGUCAGGUCUAUAUAGAGGUCCUCAACACCUCCCUGUCUGGUCUAUAUAGAGGUCCUCAACACCUCCCUGUCUGGUCUAUAUAGAGGUCCUCAACACCUCCCUGUCUGGUCUAUAUAGAGGUCCUCAACACCUCCCUGUCAGGUCUAUAUAGAGGUCCUCAACACCACCCUGUCAGGUCUAUAUAGAGGCCCUCAACACCUCCCUGUCUGGUCUAUAUAGAGGUCCUCAACACCUCCCUGUCAGGUCUAUAUAGAGGUCCUCAACACCUCCCUAUCAGGUCUAUAUAGAGGUCCUCAACACCUCCCUGUCAGGUCUAUAUAGAGGUCCUCAACACCUCCCUGUCAGGUCUAUAUAGAGGUCCUCAACACCUCCCUGUCAGGUCUAUAUAGAGGUCCUCAACACCUCCCUGUCAGGUCUAUAUAGAGAUUGAACUUCACGGAGUUCGCCCCAUUAGUUUGCAGUAUAUAGAUCAACGUUUUUUUGUGUGAUCGAAUCAACAUUAUAUCAGCCCCUUUUCAAUGCAACAAAGCAAGAUUGAGUCUGUGAUUUUUUGUUGUAGGCAGAGCCAGAGCGCAACAGAGUAGAAUGAUAUUAGUUAGCGAGCUAUUAGCCCAGUUAUAGAUAAGUAUAGGUCAGCAAUGGGGAGUUAGAUACUGCUUCCUACAAGAGCACAACACGUUUAGGCUACAUUUCAAGCUGUCUUUGAAAAGCCAGUCAGGUAAAAAGCUUACGUCUUAAUUAAAGGGGCAGGGUUGUGUUUUGAGACAGGCUUGAAUGUGCAAAUUAGCCAAUAGGCAGAGGAGUAGCCUGCAUUGUCGAAUUCUCUGUAUGGUGCUAAUCAUUUUAUUUGAUUAUUAUUAUAUUAUUAUAAAGUGGUUUCUUGCAUCAAACAACACAAUACAAUGUCAUUUACAGUCACCUGUUUGGCCCCUGGUGUUACAGACCAAGUAAAAAAAUCAUUAAUUAAUGUCAAGCCCUUCGUAAUGUAAAAACGGUUUUAAAAGUCAGUUGCAAUGUAGGCCCGCAUUGAACACCACAUAGAGGCUACUGUAGGCUAUAUCAUAGAAAUCAAAAGCUAUUUCCAUGUGUAAAUGUUAUGGGAUUCGCUCCAUUGGUUUUGUUGGUAGGCCUACAUUAUGCUCAGAUAGCCACAAUAACCUGUUGGCUACUGUCUAAAACUGUCAGGGUACAGCCUGUUGGCUACUGUCUAAAACUGUCAGGAUACAGCCUGUUGGCUACUGUCUAAAACUGUCAGGGUACAGCCUGUUGGCUACUGUCUAAAACUGUCAGGAUACAGCCUGUUGGCUACUGUCUAAAACUGUCAGGGUACAGCCUGUUGGCUACUGUCUAAAACUGUCAGGAUACAGCCUGUUGGCUACUGUCUAAAACUGUCAGGGUACAGCCUGUUGGCUACUGUCUAAAACUGUCAGGAUACAGCCUGUUGGCUACUGUCUAAAACUGUCAGGAUACAGCCUGUUGGCUACUGUCUAAAACUGUCAGGGUACAGCCUGUUGGAUACUGUCUAAAACUGUCAGGAUACAGCAUCCGUGUUCACAGUAAACGUGCGCUGGAAGUUGCACAAAAUUCUCAAAACGUUCAGGUUUCUGCUCACGAUCUAACAUUUGCUCAGUGCCCCCCAAAAUUAGAGGGAACGUUGGUCACAGCUUGGUAAUUUUCCGCUGUCAAAAUUCAUGCCAUAACCAACUGCGUUACCGCUAAAACCAGCUUUUGAUUGGUCUUAAAAUACCCCUAUCAGCGCUGCCUGAAAUUAGCAUGUUGGAUUAUGUUUUUAACGACACACCUAAAAUGUUUCCAUCUCGCCCAACUGAGCUCAAACGAGCUGAUAUGAGACAGGGAAAUUGCCGAACCUGGCGUUUGGGCUGGAAAACGCCGGUGAGCCAGAUUUUAGAUUACAAAAUUGCAAGCUAACGUGCGUUUGCCUUAGCGCCAGACAAAAAUAGGGCCCACAGUAGUAAAGAUAGUCUUCAGUCUUCACUCUGGACUGAGUUACAUCAUGUUAUAUUUAGUAGAGACACUCUGGACUGAGUUACAUCAUGUUAUAUUUAGUAGAGACACUCUGGACUGAGUUACAUCAUGUUAUAUUUAGUAGAGACGCUCUGGACUGAGUUACAUCAUGUUAUAUUUAGUAGAGACGCUCUGGACUGAGUUACAUCAUGUUAUAUUUAGUAGAGACACUCUGGACUGAGUUACAUCAUGUUAUAUUUAGUAGAGACACUCUGGACUGAGUUACAUCAUGUUAUAUUUAGUAGAGAUACUCUGGACUGAGUUACAUCAUGUUAUAUUGGAGUAGAGACACUCUGGACUGAGUUACAUCAUGUUAUAUUUAGUAGAGACACUCUGGACUGAGUUACAUCAUGUUAUAUUGGAGUAGAGACACUCUGGACUGAGUUACAUCAUGUUAUAUUGGAGUAGAGACACUCUGGACUGAGUUACAUCAUGUUAUAUUGGAGUAGAGACACUCUGGACUGAGUUACAUCAUGUUAUAUUUAGUAGAGACACUCUGGACUGAGUUACAUCAUGUUAUAUUUAGUAGAGACACUCUGGACUGAGUUACAUCAUGUUAUAUUUAGUAGAGACACUCUGGACUGAGUUACAUCAUGUUAUAUUGGAGUAGAGACACUCUGGACUGAGUUACAUCAUGUUAUAUUUAGUAGAGACACUCUGGACUGAGUUACAUCAUGUUAUAUUUAGUAGAGACACUCUGGACUGAGUUACAUCAUGUUAUAUUUAGUAGAGACACUCUGGACUGAGUUACAUCAUGUUAUAUUGGAGUAGAGACACUCUGGACUGAGUUACAUCAUGUUAUAUUUAGUAGAGACACUCUGGACUGAGUUACAUCAUGUUAUAUUUAGUAGAGACGCUCUGGACUGAGUUACAUCAUGUUAUAUUUAGUAGAGACACUCUGGACUGAGUUACAUCAUGUUAUAUUUAGUAGAGACACUCUGGACUGAGUUACAUCAUGUUAUAUUUAGUAGAGACGCUCUGGACUGAGUUACAUCAUGUUAUAUUACUAAUCCCGUAUUUAAACUCCUCCCAGUUCUCAUAACUAAUGUCAUAUUGUCUUCCUACAUCUGACUUCUCAUAGACAUAAUAACAUAACUGUGAUUACUUCAGGAGAGAGAGGAGAGAGAGAAAGAGGUAGAGAGAGAGAAAGAAAGAUUACAUGAUGCCGAAGUGUGCUGACUCAUUUAACUUUUGUUUUCUCUCUCUGUAUUUCUCUCUCUCUGUAUUUCUCUCUCUCUCUGUAUUUCUCUCUCUCUGUAUUUCUCUCUCUCUGUAUUUCUCUCUCUCUGUAUUUCUCUCUCUCUGUAUUUCUCUCUCUGUGUAUUUCUCUCCGUCUGUAUUUCUCUCUCUCUGUAUUUCUCUCUCUCUGUAUUUCUCUCUCUCUGUAAUUCUCUCUCUCUGUAUUUCUCUCUCUCUGUAUUUCUCUCUCUCUGUAAUUCUCUCUCUCUGUAUUUCUCUCUCUCUGUAUUUCUCUCUCUCUGUAUUUCUCUCUCUCUGUAUUUCUCCUCUCUGUGUAUUUCUCUCUCGUCUGUAUUUGCUCUCUCUCUGUAUUUCUCUCUCUGUAUUUUCUCUCUCCUCUGUAAUUUCUCUCUCUCCUGUAUUUUCUCCUCUCUCUGUAUUUCUCUCUCUCUGUAAUUAUCAUCUCUCUGUAUUUCUCUCUCUCUGUAUUUCUCUCUCUCUGUAAUUCUCUCUCUCUGUAUUUCUCUCUCUCUGUAUUCUCUCUCUCUGUAUUUCUCUCUCUCUGUAUUUCUCUCUCUCUGUAAUUCUCUCUCUCUGUAUUUCUCUCUCUCUGUAUUUCUCUCUCUCUCUGUAUUUCUCUCUCUCUCUGUAUUUCUCUCUCUCUGUAUUUCUCUCUCUCUGUAUUUCUCUCUCUGGUAUUUCUUCUCUCUCUGUAUUUCUCUCUCUCUGUAAUUCUCUCUCUCUGUAUUUCUCUCUCUCUGUAUUUCUCUCUCUCUGUAAUUCUCUCUCUCUGUAUUUCUCUCUCUGUAUUUCUCUCUCUCUGUAUUUCUCUCUCUCUCUGUAUUUCUCUCUCUCUGUAUUUCUCUCUCUCUGUAUUUCUCUCUCUCUGUAUUUCUCUCUUUCUGUAUUUCUCUCUCUCUGUAUUUCUCUCUUUCUGUAUUUCUCUCUCUCUGUAUUUCUCUCUCUCUGUAUUUUUCUCUUUCUGUAUUUCUCUCUCUCUUUAUUUCUUUCUCUCUUUAACUCUUUCGCUCUUUCUCUCUCCUUUACAUUUAAUUGAAGGCUUGGAACAUGUUGUGGUCACAUUUUUGGAAUCACUCACUUCUUGGAAACAAUUAUUAGGUAAACAAAUAAUCAUGGUUGUUUUAAAAAGCCUUAUGACCUCUGACCUCUCUACAUUGUUGUGUCUGGUCAGUAGAAUGACCUCUGACCUAUCUACAUUGCUGUGUUUGGUCAGUAGAAUGACCUCUGACCUAUCUACAUUGCUGUGUUUGGUCAGUAGAAUGACCUCUGACCUCUCUACAUUGAUGUGUCUGGUCAGUAGAAUGACCUCUGACCUCUCUACAUUGUUGUGUCUUGUCAGUAGAAUGACCUUUGACCUCUCUACAUUGCUGUGUUUGGUCAGUAGAAUGACCUCUGACCUCUCUACAUUGCUGUUUCUGGUCAUUAGAAUGACCUCUGACCUCUCUACAUUGUUGUGUCUGGUCAGUAGAAUGACCUCUGACCUCUCUACAUUGCUGUUUCUGGUCAUUAGAAUGACCUCUGACCUCUCUACAUUGUUGUGUCUGGUCAGUAGAAUGACCUCUGACCUCUCUACAUUGUUGUGUCUGGUCAGUAGAAUGACUUCUCUACAUUGUUGUGUCUGGUCAUUAGAAUGACCUCUGACCUCUCUACAUUGUUGUGUCUGGUCAUUAGAAUGACCUCUGACCUCUCUACAUUGUUGUGUCUGGUCAGUAGAAUGACUUCUCUACAUUGUUGUGUCUGGUCAGUAGAAUGACCUCUGACCUCUCUACAUUGUUGUUUCUGGUCAGUAGAAUGACUUCUCUACAUUGUUGUGUCUGGUCAUUAGAAUGACCUCUGACCUCUCUACAUUGUUGUGUCUGGUCAGUAGAAUGACUUCUCUACAUUGUUGUGUCUGGUCAUUAGAAUGACCUCUGACCUCUCUACAUUGUUGUGUCUGGUCAUUAGAAUGACCUCUACAUUGUUGUGUCUGGUCAGUAGAAUGACCUCUGACCUCUCUACAUUGUUGAGUCUGGUCAGUAGAAUGACUUCUCUACAUUGUUGUGUCUGGUCAGUAGAAUGACCUCUGACCUCUCUACAUUGUUGAGUCUGGUCAGUAGAAUUACUUCUCUACAUUGUUGUGUCUGGUCAGUAGAAUGACUUCUCUACAUUGCUGUGUCUGACCUGGGCCCUAGUACACUAUUUUAUAUAGGGAACAGGGUGCCAUUCUCUGGUCUAAUGUAGUGCACUAUGUAGGGAACAGGGUGCCAUUUGGCACACAUCCAUAAAUAUGAAUGUGUUCCAUUCAAUAUCUCACUAUAGCUUUAUUGCGAGGCGAUGACAGGAGCCCCAUAAAAGGUGGACCGAAAUCCCAUCAGUCAUAAAACUGCGGAGGAAACAUUUUAACUAAUGACGUUGGCGAGCCAGGUGGAUUUGUCUUCCAUCUUCAUUGUUCGCUCAAACAGCCACAUCAAUAAGAAAUACUGUUUAUUGCCACAAGAUGGAUGGGGUUUCUAUUUUUAUAACUCCUAUAAAAUACAAUGUGAUGUUCUUCCCUUUUUGCCUCAGAGCCGAUCAUGGAUUAUAUUUGAAUGAACAAGUGUCCCUGAAGUCAAAAGCACAACUGCCGUGUUUUUAGUACAUCGCUUUCAGGCUACGUCCCUCUGGAGUUAACUGGUACCUUCCCCAACACCAGGCUACGUCCCUCUGGAGUUAACUGGUAUCUUCCCCAACACCAGGCUACGUCCCUCUGGAGUUAACUGGUACCUUCCCCAACACCAGGCUACGUCCCUCUGGAGUUAACUGGUACCUUCCCCAACACCAGGCUACGUCCCUCUGGUGUUAACUGUACCUUCCCAACACCCGCUACGUCCCUGGAGUUAACUGGUACCUUCCCCAACACCAGGCUACGUCCCUCUGGAGUUAACUGGUACCAACAAUGUUGUUGUCAUUCCAUCAGGCUGUUGUUGUCAUUCCAUCAGGCUGUUGUUGUCAUUCCAUCAGGCUUGUUUUAUCCAUCGUGUUGUUGUCAUUCCAUCAGGCUGUGUUGUUGUCAUUCCAUCAGGCUGUUGUUGUCAUUCCAUCAGGCUGUUGUUGUCAUUCCAUCAGGCUGUUUGUGUCAUUCCAUCAGGCGUUGUUUGUGUUGGUCAUUCCAUCAGGCUGUUGUUGUCAUUCCAUCAGGCUGUUGUUGUCAUUCCAUCAGGCUGUGUUGUCAUUCCAUCAGGCUGUUGUUGUUCAUUCCAUCAGGCUGUUUGUUGUCAUUCCAUCAGGCUGUUGUUGUCAUCCAUCAGGCUGUUGUUGUCAUUCCAUCAGGCUGUUUGCUGUCAUUCCAUCAGGCUGUUGUUGUCAUUCCAUCAGGCUGUUUGUUGUCAUUCCAUCAGGCUGUUUGUUGUCAUUCCAUCAGGCUGUUUGUUGUCAUUCCAUCAGGCUGUUGUUGUCAUUCCAUCAGGCUGUUUGCUGUCAUUCCAUCAGGCUGUUUGCUGUCAUUCCAUCAGGCUGUUGUUGUCAUUCCAUCAGGCUGUUGUUGUCAUUCCAUCAGGCUGUUGUUGUCAUUCCAUCAGGCUGUUGUUGUCAUUCCAUCAGGCUGUUUGUUGUCAUUCCAUCAGGCUGUUUGUUGUCAUUCCAUCAGGCUGUUGUUGUCAUUCCAUCAGGCUGUUGUUGUCAUUCCAUCAGGCUGUUUGCUGUCAUUCCAUUAGGCUGUUGUUGUCAUUCCAUCAGGCUGUUGUUGUCAUUCCAUCAGGCUGUUUGUUGUCAUUCCAUCAGGCUGUUGUUGUCAUUCCAUCAGGCUGUUGUUGUCAUUCCAUCAGGCUGUUUGUUGUCAUUCCAUCAGGCUGUUGUUGUCAUUCCAUCAGGCUGUUUGUUGUCAUUCCAUCAGGCUGUUGUUGUCAUUCCAUCAGGCUGUUUGUUGUCAUUCCAUCAGGCUGUUGUUGUCAUUCCAUCAGGCUGUUUGCUGUCAUUCCAUCAGGCUGUUUGCUGUCAUUCCAUCAGGCUGUUGUUGUCAUUCCAUCAGGCUGUUUGCUGUCAUUCCAUCAGGCUGUUGUUGUCAUUCCAUCAGGCUGUUGUUGUCAUUCCAUCAGGCUGUUUGUUGUCAUUCCAUCAGGCUGUUGUUGUCAUUCCAUCAGGCUGUUUGUUGUCAUUCCAUCAGGCUGUUUGUUGUCAUUCCAUCAGGCUGUUGUUGUCAUUCCAUCAGGCUGUUUGUUGUCAUUCCAUCAGGCUGUUGUUGUCAUUCCAUCAGGCUGUUUGUUGUCAUUCCAUCAGGCUGUUGUUGUCAUUCCAUCAGGCUGUUUGUUGUCAUUCCAUCAGGCUGUUGUUGUCAUUCCAUCAGGCUGUUUGCUGUCAUUCCAUUACCCUGGUCAGUGGUUCAAUAGAUUCUUUAAAGAAAGAUUUGGAAGGAUGGCCCCACAAGAGUAAGGGACUUACGACUGACAUUUCUUUGUAAAAGCGGGACAAGGUAGAAAAUCUGUGACACAUAGUAGAGGGUGAGUGUGUGUGUCUGUGACAGAGAGAGGGAGAGUGUGUUUGUGACAGAGAGAGGGAGAGUGUUUGUGACAGAGAGAGGGAGAGUGUUUGUGACAGAGAGAGGGAGAGUGUUUGUGACAGAGAGAGGGAGAGUGUGUUUGUGACAGAGAGAGGGAGAGUGUUUGUGACAGAGAGAGGGAGAGUGUUUGUGACAGAGAGAGGGAGAGUGUUUGUGACAGAGAGAGGGAGAGUGUGUUUGUGACAGAGAGAGGGAGAGUGUGUUUGUGGCAGAGAGAGGGAGAGUGUGUUUGUGACAUUGCUGGAAAUAUAUGAAUCCACUUUGGUGUCAGUCACUUUGAUGUUGGACUGUGUCAGCAUAAUGGAGAUGUCCUGUAGUUUAACAGGCCUAAUGACUGAUGUCCUGUAGUUUAACAGGCCUAAUGAUUGACUGAUGUCCUGUAGUUUAACAGGCCUAAUGACUGAUGUCCUGUAGUUUAACAGGCCUAAUGACUGAUGUCCUGUAGUUUAACAGGUCUAAUGACUGAUGUCCUGUAGUUUAACAGGUCUAAUGACUGAUGUCCUGUAGUUUAACAGGCCUAAUGACUGAUGUCCUGUAGUUUAACAGGUCUAAUGACUGAUGUCCUGUAGUUUAACAGGUCUAAUGACUGAUGUCCUGUAGUUUAACAGGUCUAAUGACUGAUGUCCUGUAGUUUAACAGGCCUAAUGAUUGACUGAUGUCCUGUAGUUUAACAGGCCUAAUGAUUGACUGAUGUCCUGUAGUUUAACAGGUCUAAUGAUUGACUGAUGUCCUGUAGUUUAACAGGCCUAAUGAUUGACUGAUGUCCUGUAGUUUAACAGGCCUAAUGAUUGACUGAUGUCCUGUAGUUUAACAGGCCUAAUGACUGAUGUCCUGUAGUUUAACAGGCCUAAUGUCUGAUGUCCUGUAGUUUAACAGGCCUAAUGACUGAUGUCCUGUAGUUUAACAGGCCUAAUGACUGAUGUCCUGUAGUUUAACAGGCCUAAUGACUGAUGUCCUGUAGUUUAACAGGUCUAAUGAUUGACUGAUGUCCUGUAGUUUAACAGGCCUAAUGAUUGACUGAUGUCCUGUAGUUUAACAGGCCUAAUGAUUGACUGAUGUCCUGUAGUUUAACAGGUCUAAUGAUUGACUGAUGUCCUGUAGUUGAACAGGCCUAAUGAUUGAUGUCCUGUAGUUUAACAGGCCUAAUGAUUGACUGAUGUCCUGUAGUUUAACAGGCCUAAUGAUUGACUGAUGUCCUGUAGUUUAACAGGUCUAAUGAUUGACUGAUGUCCUGUAGUUGAACAGGCCUAAUGAUUGAUGUCCUGUAGUUUAACAGGCCUAAUGAUUGACUGAUGUCCUGUAGUUUAACAGGUCUAAUGAUUGACUGAUGUCCUGUAAUUUAACAGGCCUAAUGACUGAUGUCCUGUAGUUUAACAGGCCUAAUGACUGAUGUCCUGUAGUUUAACAGGCCUAAUGACUGACUGAUGUCCUGUAGUUGAACAGGUCUAAUGAUUGAUCUCCUGUAGUUUAACAGGCCUAAUGACUGAUGUCCUGUAGUUUAACAGGCCUAAUGACUGAUGUCCUGUAGUUUAACAGGUCUAAUGACUGAUGUCCUGUAGUUUAACAGGCCUAAUGAUUGAUCUCCUGUAGUUUAACAGGCCUAAUGACUGACUGAUGUCCUGUAAUUUAACAGGCCUAAUGACUGAUGUCCUGUAGUUUAACAGGUCUAAUGAUUGAUCUCCUUUAGUUUAACAGGCCUAAUGACUGAUAUCCUGUAGUUGAACAGGUCUAAUGAUUGACUGAUGUCCUGUAGUUUAACAGGCCUAAUGACUGAUGUCCUGUAGUUUAACAGGUCUAAUGAUUGACUGAUGUCCUGUAGUUUAACAGGCCUAAUGACUGAUGUCCUGUAGUUUAACAGGUCUAAUGAUUGACUGAUGUCCUGUAGUUUAACAGGCCUAAUGACUGAUGUCCUGUAGUUUAACAGGCCUAAUGACUGAUGUCCUGUAGUUUAACAGGUCUAAUGAUUGACUGAUGUCCUGUAGUUUAACAGGCCUAAUGACUGAUGUCCUGUAGUUUAACAGGCCUAAUGACUGAUGUCCUGUAGUUUAACAGGUCUAAUGAUUGACUGAUGUCCUGUAGUUUAACAGGCCUAAUGACUGAUAUCCUGUAGUUGAACAGGUCUAAUGAUUGACUGAUGUCCUGUAGUUUAACAGGCCUAAUGACUGAUGUCCUGUGGUUUAACAGGCCUAAUGACUGAUGUCCUGUAGUUUAACAGGCCUAAUGAUUGAUCUCCUGUAGUUUAACAGGCCUAAUGACUGAUAUCCUGUAGUUGAACAGGUCUAAUGAUUGACUGAUGUCCUGUAAUUUAACAGGCCUAAUGAUUGACUGAUGUCCUGUAGUUUAACAGGCCUAAUGAUUGACUGAUGUCCUGUAGUUUAACAGGCCUAAUGACUGAUGUCCUGUAGUUUAACAGGUCUAAUGACUGAUGUCCUGUAGUUUAACAGGCCUAAUGACUGAUGUCCUGUAGUUUAACAGGCCUAAUGAUUGACUGAUGUCCUGUAGUUUAACAGGCCUAAUGACUGAUGUCCUGUAGUUUAACAGGCCUAAUGAUUGACUGAUGUCCUGUAGUUUAACAGGCCUAAUGACUGAUAUCCUGUAGUUGAACAGGUCUAAUGAUUGACUGAUGUCCUGUAGUUUAACAGGCCUAAUGACUGAUGUCCUGUAGUUUAACAGGUCUAAUGACUGAUGUCCUGUAGUUUAACAGGUCUAAUGACUGAUGUCCUGUAGUUUAACAGGCCUAAUGACUGAUGUCCUGUAGUUUAACAGGUCUAAUGACUGAUGUCCUGUAGUUUAACAGGUCUAAUGACUGAUGUCCUGUAGUUUAACAGGCCUAAUGAUUGACUGAUGUCCUGUAGUUUAACAGGCCUAAUGACUGACUGAUGUCCUGUAGUUUAACAGGCCUAAUGAUUGACUGAUGUCCUGUAGUUUAACAGGUCUAAUGACUGAUGUCCUGUAAUUUAACAGGCCUAAUGACUGAUGUCCUGUAGUUUAACAGGCCUAAUGAUUGACUGAUGUCCUGUAGUUUAACAGGCCUAAUGACUGAUGUCCUGUAGUUUAACAGGUCUAAUGAUUGACUGAUGUCCUGUAGUUUAACAGGCCUAAUGACUGAUGUCCUGUAGUUUAACAGGCCUAAUGACUGAUGUCCUGUAGUUUAACAGGUCUAAUGACUGAUGUCCUGUAGUUUAACAGGUCUAAUGACUGAUGUCCUGUAGUUUAACAGGCCUAAUGAUUGACUGAUGUCCUGUAGUUUAACAGGCCUAAUGACUGACUGAUGUCCUGUAGUUUAACAGGCCUAAUGAUUGACUGAUGUCCUGUAGUUUAACAGGCCUAAUGACUGAUGUCCUGUAGUUUAACAGGUCUAAUGACUGAUGUCCUGUAGUUUAACAGGUCUAAUGACUGAUGUCCUGUAGUUUAACAGGUCUAAUGACUGAUGCCCUGUAGUUUAACAGGUCUAAUGACUGAUGUCCUGUAGUUUAACAGGCCUAAUGACUGAUGUCCUGUAGUUUAACAGGCCUAAUGACUGAUGUCCUGUAGUUUAACAGGCCUAAUGAUUGAUGUCCUGUAGUUUAACAGGCCUAAUGAUUGACUGAUGUCCUGUAGUUUAACAGGCCUAAUGACUGAUGUCCUGUAGUUUAACAGGCCUAAUGACUGAUGUCCUGUAGUUUAACAGGCCUAAUGAUUGACUGAUGUCCUGUAGUUUAACAGGCCUAAUGACUGAUGUCCUGUAGUUUAACAGGUCUAAUGACUGAUGUCCUGUAGUUUAACAGGUCUAAUGACUGAUGUCCUGUAGUUUAACAGGCCUAAUGAUUGACUGAUGUCCUGUAGUUUAACAGGUCUAAUGACUGAUGUCCUGUAGUUUAACAGGCCUAAUGAUUGACUGAUGUCCUGUAGUUUAACAGGCCUAAUGACUGAUGUCCUGUAGUUUAACAGGCCUAAUGACUGAUGUCCUGUAGUUUAACAGGUCUAAUGACUGAUGUCCUGUAGUUUAACAGGUCUAAUGACUGAUGUCCUGUAGUUUAACAGGCCUAAUGAUUGACUGAUGUCCUGUAGUUUAACAGGCCUAAUGACUGACUGAUGUCCUGUAGUUUAACAGGCCUAAUGAUUGACUGAUGUCCUGUAGUUUAACAGGCCUAAUGACUGAUGUCCUGUAGUUUAACAGGUCUAAUGACUGAUGUCCUGUAGUUUAACAGGUCUAAUGACUGAUGUCCUGUAGUUUAACAGGUCUAAUGACUGAUGCCCUGUAGUUUAACAGGUCUAAUGACUGAUGUCCUGUAGUUUAACAGGUCUAAUGACUGAUGUCCUGUAGUUUAACAGGUCUAAUGACUGAUGUCCUGUAGUUUAACAGGUCUAAUGACUGAUGUCCUGUAGUUUAACAGGCCUAAUGACUGACUGAUGUCCUGUAGUUUAACAGGCCUAAUGACUGACUGAUGUCCUGUAGUUUAACAGGUCUAAUGACUGAUGUCCUGUAGUUUAACAGGUCUAAUGACUGAUGUCCUGUAGUUUAACAGGCCUAAUGACUGAUGUCCUGUAGUUUAACAGGCCUAAUGACUGAUGUCCUGUAAUUUAACAGGUCAAAUGACUGACUGAUGUCCUGUAGUUUAACAGGCCUAAUGACUGAUGUCAUGUAGUUUAACAGGUCUAAUGAUUGAUCUCCUGUAGUUUAACAGGCCUAAUGACUGAUGUCCUGUAGUUUAACAGGCCUAAUGACUGAUGUCCUGUAGUUUAACAGGUCUAAUGAUUGAUCUCCUGUAGUUUAACAGGCCUAAUGACUGACUGAUGUCCUGUAGUUUAACAGGUCUAAUGAUUGACUGAUGUCCUGUAGUUUGAUGUCCUGUAGUUUAACAGGCCUACUGAUUGAUGUCCUGUAGUUUAACAGGCCUAAUUAUUGAUCUCCUGUAGUUUAACAGGACUAAUGACUGAUAUCCUGUAGUUGAACAGGCCUAAUGACUGAUGUCCUGUAGUUUAACAGGCCUAAUGACUGAUGUCCUGUAGUUUAACAGGCCUAAUGACUGAUGUCCUGUAGUUGAACAGGCCUAAUGACUGAUGUCCUGUAGUUUAACAGGCCUAAUGACUGAUGUCCUGUAGUUUAACAGGCCUAAUGACUGAUGUCCUGUAGUUUAACAGGUCUAAUGAUUGAUGUCCUGUAGUUUAACAGGUCUAAUGAUUGACUGAUGUCCUGUAGUUUGAUGUCCUGUAGUUUAACAGGCCUAAUGACUGAUUGAUGUCCUGUAGUUUAACAGGCCUAAUGACUGAUGUCCUGUAGUUUAACAGGCCUAAUGAUUGACUGAUGUCCUGUAGUUUAACAGGUCGAAUGAUUGACUGAUGUCCUGUAGUUUAACAGGCCUAAUGAUUGAUCUCCUGUAGUUUAACAGGCCUAAUGACUGAUGUCCUGUAGUUUAACAGGCCUAAUGACUGAUGUCCUGUAGUUUAACAGGUCUAAUGAUUGAUGUCCUGUAGUUGAACAGGCCUAAUGACUGACUGAUGUCCUGUAGUUUAACAGGCCUACUGAUUGAUGUCCUGUAGUUGAACAGGCCUAAUGACUGACUGAUGUCCUGUAGUUUAACAGGCCUAAUGACUGAUGUCCUGUAGUUUAACAGGCCUAAUGAUUGACUGAUGUCCUGUAGUUUAACAGGUCUAAUGAUUGACUGAUGUCCUGUAGUUUAACAGGUCUAAUGAUUGAUGUCCUGUAGUUUAACAGGUCUAAUGAUUGACUGAUGUCCUGUAGUUUAACAGGUCUAAUGACUGAUGUCCUGUAGUUUAACAGGCCUAACGACUGAUGGGAAAUGAGAGAAGAGGAGGAAUGUUCCUCUGUCUCCUGACCAUAUUCCCUGUAUUCCCUGUAUUCCCUGUAUUCCCUGUGUUCCCUGUAUUCCCUGUAUUCCCUGUAUUCCCUGUAUUCCCUGUGUUCCCUGUAUUCCCUGUAUUCCCUUCAUUCCCUGUGUUCCCUGUAUUCCCUGUAUUCCCUUUAUUCCCUGUGUUCCCUGUAUUCCCUGUAUUCCCUGUAUUCCCUGUAUUCCCUGUAUUCCAGCUGGAGAGGUACAUCCUAAUAAUUGACUUAUGCCCUGUAAUUUAACAGGCCUAAUGUCUGAUGUCCUGUAGUUUAACAGGCCUAAUGACUGAUGUCCUGUAGUUUAACAGGCCUAAUGACUGAUGUCCUGUAGUUUAACAGGUCUAAUGACUGAUGUCCUGUAGUUUAACAGGCCUAAUGACUGAUGUCCUCUAGUUUAACAGGCCUAAUGACUGAUGUCCUGUAGUUUAACAGGCCUAAUGACUGAUGUCCUGUAGUUUAACAGGUCUAAUGAUUGACUGAUGUCCUGUAGUUUAACAGGCCUAAUGACUGAUGUCCUGUAGUUUAACAGGCCUAAUGAUUGACUGAUGUCCUGUAGUUUUUUUUUUUUAUAUACUUUGUUUAUUGAAUUUUCAGUACCAGCAUUUAGUAAAUAAUUGCACUUGAAAGUUAUUUGGUAUGAAUAUGGAACAACAAUUUGAAGAUAACGAUACAGCAAAACAUGGAGAGACAGACAUGAAAGAAAAAAUAGACAUUAAGUACAUAAAUAAGAUAAAACACAAAAAAAAAAAAAAAAAAAAAAAAAGGAAGAAUAUCUGUUUUGAUCCAGUUGUUAUAGGUCAGCUAGCACAGUUAUUACCGUCCUUAACAUCCGAGAUGUCGUAUAUGCACAUACCAGGCUUCUUACAUCACCAAUAUAUAAAUAUACAUCACUCUGGAACUGCAGGGAAAUGUAUUCUUUUGACAUAAGAAAAGAAGGGAGCCCACUUUGCAUAAAAUUUGUCUACAGACCCAUUGAGUGUCUGUUUUAUUUUCUCCAACUUUAUGCAAUUCAAAAUAGAUUUAAUCCAAAGAGCAUGAGAAGGGGCUGCAGAGGAUUUCCAUCUAAGUAAAAUUAAUCGUCUCGCUAACAACGUGACAAAGGCAAUUACAUCCUUAUUCAUUUUGGUCAAUUGUAUUGUGGGUAAGGAAACUCCAAAUAAUGCAAUGAGAGGGUCUGGCUCGAUCUGUGUGCCGCUUAAUUCUGAGAGUGUGUUAAAGAUGUCUUUCCAGAAACCAACAAGAGAUGGGCAGCACCAAAACAUGUGCACAUGAUUAGCAGGGGACUGGUUACAUCGAACACAAUUAGGGUUCACAUCCUUGUAAAUUUUUGAUAGUCUUGCUUUGGUCCAGUGGGCCCUAUGAAUGAGUUUGCAUUGGAUGAGGCCGUGUCGAGCGCAAAUAGAAGAGCUAUGUACCCUUUUGAGUGCCUCUUCCCAUAGUUCAUCAGAUAUUUCCUCACCCAGUUCCUCCUCCCAAGAGGAUUUGAUAUUGUUUAAUGAGAUGGCUUGUAGUGAGCAAAUUUGACUAUAGAUUAUUGACAUUGUGCCUUUCUGAUUAGGAAGAGGGGUGAGAAAUGUGUCGAACUGUGUUCCACUAGAAAGGUUGGGGAAUCCUGGAUCUAUGCUGCGGAUGUAACUCCGGACUUGUAAGAAUCUAAAAAAAUGAUGUCUGGGGAGACCAAAUUUAGCUGAUAGUUGUUGAAACGUACUAAAUGUAUUGUUAGUAUACAGAUCUCUGAAUCUUUUAAUACCGAGAUUAGACCAUGUUGAGAAAGCACCAUCAAUCAUAGAUGGGGGAAAAGCUGGGUUUGAGGCUACCGGAGCCAAGGAAGAGGUUGUUUGAAACCCAAAGUGGCGCCUAAAUUGAUUCCAGAUCUUCAAUGUUGUUUUGACACAUGUAUUGUUGGUGAAGGAGGAGUAAGGGCCUGUAAUAGAGGAGUGAGCGAGGGAAGACAGUGAUGCCGGUGUAGACGAGGCAGCCUCCAUCUCCAGCCAAGUUGGGGGUGGGAAUAUUACUCUGCUCUGCAACCAGUACUGAAUGAUCCUAAGGUUAGCGGCCCAAUAAUAGAAUCUGAAAUCUGGUAGAGCUAGACCGCCGUCUGGUUUGGGCCUCUGCAAGAGCUGUUUUCGCAUCCUAGGAGGCUUUUUGUCCCAUAUAAAGGGUAGAAUUAGGCCGUCGAUCUUUUUGAAAAAUGUAUUGGGUAGAAAUAUUGGAAGGCACUGAUAGAGGUAUAAGAAUUUAGGGAGAGUAUUCAUUUUAAUAGAGUUAAUUCUAGCAACUAAGGAGAGGUGUAGCAAAGACCACCGUUCCAAAUCGUCCUUAGUACGGGUUAAGAGAGGAGCAAAGUUGGCUUGAAAAAGGUUUUCAAACCUAAUUGUGACAUGUACCCCGAGAUAAAUAAAACUGCUGUGUGCUAUUUUAAAUGGCAAGUUAUGUAAAGGGGAUUUUUUUGCAGCCAUGUUAAGUGGCAUCAAUUCACUUUUACUGAGAUUUAGUUUAUACCCUGAUAUGUGACCGAAGGAUGCGAAAGUGGCAAGGGCAGCAGGGACAGAGACAGAAAGAUUGGAUGUGUAUAUUAAUAAAUCAUCUGCAUAUAAAGACAGUUUGUGUUCGUGCCCGUAUCUGACUAUGCCUUUGAUGAGGGGGGUUGGAGCGAAGUGCUAUUGCAAGUGGCUCUAUGGCGAGGGCAAACAGUAAGGGACUUAAAGGGCAACCCUGACGUGUCGAUCUUUGCAGAGGGAAGCGAUCUGAUUGAGUGUUAUUAGUCCUGACAGAGGCUUGGGGGGAUGAGUACAGAAGUUUUAUCCAGGUCAUGAAUUUGGAGCCAAAGCCAAAUUUAUUUAGAGUGUAAAAAAGGUAUUUCCAUUCCACCCGAUCAAACGCUUUCUCCGCGUCCAGGGAUAUAAUGGCUUCAGAGGUAUUGUUGACAGAAGGAUUGUAUAUAAUAUUAAAUAAUCUUCGGAGAUUGAAGAAUGAGUGUCUAUUUUUUAUAAAUCCUGUUUGAUCCGGAGAGAUAAUUGAUGGGAGGACUGUUUCUAGCCGCGUUGCCAGAAUUUUGGCUAGAAUUUUAUAGUCCACAUUUAGCAGGCUAAUUGGACGGUAUGAUGCACAGUCAAGAGGGUCUUUGUUUUUUUUAAGAAUAACACAAAUGGUUGCUUGAGUGAGAGUAUGUGGGAGAGCACCAUUUACAAAUGCAUCAUUGUACAUUUCAAUUAGAAUAGGGGCUAUUUUGGUGAUAAACUUUUUAUAAAACUCUGUCGGGUAGCCAUCAGGCCCUGGGCUUCUCCCAGAUUGAAGGGUUUUGACAGCGUUAGACAGUUCUUCAACAGUGAUCGGCUGCUCUAAUUUUUUUACCAAAUCCCGGCCGACCGAAGGCACAGAUAGUGAGUGGAAGAAAUUAUCCAAUUCCAGUGUAUCCGCUUUACUUUCAGAGGUAUAUAGAGACUGGUAAAAUCUCUUGAACUCCUCAUUGAUCCCCCCAGGAUCUAAUGAUAUCCCAGAUGAUGUACGAAUUUUUGUAAUCUGAGAUGAUGAUGAUUGUUGACGUAACUUGUGAGCUAAUAAUUUACUGGCUUUCUCUCCUUGUUCAUAGUAAGUGCUCCUAGACUUGACAAGCAUUUCAGUAACCUGGUCUGUUAAUAGUGUGUCAAAUUCUGCUUGCAGAGUUAGACGUUCCUUAUAAAUAUCUGGGGAUGGUGAAACGGCAUAAAUGUCAUCUAAUUGGGCAAUACAGCGUGUUAGCAUAGAUAACCUAUUCCUUUUCAAUUUGUUCUCAUGUGCGGUGUAGGAGAUAAUUUCACCUCUGAUAUAAGCUUUCAAAGUUUCCCAGAGAGUAGACGCAGAGAUGUUUGGGGUUCUAUUUGUAAUCAUGAAAAAGUCGAUUUGACUCAAAACAAAAUUGACAAAGUGUUCAUUACUGAGCAGUUGGGUUUUUAGUCGCCAAGGCGGUCGCUGAUUGUCAACAUUUUGAAAAGCUACUUCCAUAGUAACAGGGGCGUGGUCAGAUACAACAAUUGGGUUAUAUGAACAUGAAGUUAUGGAGUGGAGGAGCCGGUCAUCAACAAGGAAGUAGUCUAUGCGCGUAAAAGUGUGGUGAACCGAUGAGAAAAAAGAGUAUGCUUUCCCAGCUGGAUUAACCAUUCUCCAAGGAUCUGAGACUGCGAAUUCAGACAUAAAGGUUUGAACAACUCUAGCUGAGGUUGAUAGGGUGGUAGGUUUAGUGGAGGAUCGAUCCAAUUGUGGGUCUAACCAACAGUUAAAGUCACCUCCUAAAAUCAACAUAUGGGUGGACAUAUCUGGGAGUGUAGAGAAAACCGAUUUGAAAAAAUCACCAUUGUCCCAAUUAGGAGCAUAGAUAUUAACAAGAAGAACCUUUGUAUUGAGCAGCCUACCACUGACAAUUAUAUAUCUACCAUGGGGAUCUGCGAUCACCUUAGAACAUGUAAAAGGUACCGAUCUGUGAAGUAAAAUAGCCACCCCUCUCGCCUUACUCUGAAAUGAGGAAUGGAACACCUGACCCACCCAUCUGCACCUAAGACUUGAGUGUUGUGAUACCUUCAGAUGAGUUUCUUGGAGAAAGAUGAUGUGAGCUUUCAAAUGAUGAAGAUGGUGUAGCACCUUACUACGUUUAACUGGGUUAUUUAUGCCCCUGCAGUUCCAAGUAAGAAAAUUAAAGCCAUUCCCUCCAGCAGUAUGGGCUACACUAGGCUGAGUCAUAUCUUAAGAGAGAGAGAGGAUGUGUAAAGGACAAGGUACAAUGUAAACUGAAGAUCUUAGUUGAACCUAAAAGCGCAAAUGUAAAAAACAAAGACAAACGAAGAGGCACAAAAAACAUAUACAAACUAUAUACAUGAACAAACCCUUCCCUCACACCCGCCCUUGCCGAAGCAUCUCCCCAAAUGAGAUGCAAGCAAAACCCUAAAUACGAAGAAAGUUUAGAGCUAAGCAUGAUAACUCUUACUCUGUGCUACCUAAGAUUAGUGACCAUUUAACUAGAGUAAGCCAAACAUGAAUAGAAUGGUCCCCAAUAGAGUCUAAGGAAAACUAUCCUCGAUUAAGAGAGGUUUAACCUCGACGCAGAUGGUAAAUGAUCAGACUGAAACAGCCAUGCAGACCCCCAGAUAUUGGCAUUAGAGGCGGCAAACCUGGGCUGGAAAUAAAGAGAUAAAGAAGAGAAUGACAUUCAUAUGUCGAUGAACCCAGCAGAGAUGGCUUCGUUAGUCACCCAUUCGGCCUGCUAACUAGCCUGCUAGGAAGACCAGCUAGCCAACCAUUUGUUACAAACCAUGCGGUACAACAGCCGCUUUCACGUUCUUGUUGAUGAAAUCUGCCGCUAUAGCCGGGUCCUCGAAUCUGUGCAUGGAACCGUCCGGUAAAGUCAGUCUCAAAAUCGCAGGGUAGAUGAGGCCGAACUUCACGCCCGGGCAGGUGUGUAGUUGGCGUUUCACAGCUCCAAAGCUAGCCCGCCUCUUAGCCACAGCUGUUGUGUAGUCCGCAAAUAUCGAGACUCUUUUACCCUUAUGUAGAAGAGGGGAUGCUUCUCCCGAUCUUCUCAGUAUGUCGUUGCGGACGUGAAAGAAAUGCACCCUGAUGACAAAUGGUCGUGGGGGUUCUCCAUCCCUGGGUCGGCUACGCAGAGUGCGGUGAGCCCGGUCUAGCAAUGGCUUCUCCUCUAGCCCGAGCAGCUCCUGAAGUAGCUGGGCCAUGUACUCCGUGGGUCUUGGGCCCUCCACUCCCUCCGGUAUUCCCAGUAGACGAAUGUUGUUCCUCCGCAUUCUACUUUCCAUAUCUUCGCAUCUAUUAUCGAGGAAUGCCACCCUAGUUGUCAAUGAGCCGACGCUAGCCUCUAGCUCGCUAAUGCGAGUGCCGUGGUCUGUAGCCCCUCGCUCCAAAUCCGAUAAAGUCACCCCAUGUGCGUCGAGCUUAUUCUGUAUACUCUCGAUAGAUUUUUUAAGCUCGUCUUUGAUCGUUGAUAUCUCUGACCUGAGGUUGGUAGAGAGACAGUCAAUUUUUCCGAAAAUGUCGGCUUUGAGGGUGCCUAUCACGGAUUGUAGCAUCUCCACAGUCAGUGUUUCCGUGGGGCCGGCAUUGGUAGCGUUCGGUGGCGGGGGUGAGUCGGGAGAAGUUGCAGGCUUGUUGCGGCCUGCUCUUGCAGACUCUGUUUUUGGUCGGGUUGAUGUCAUUACGAAUUUAAAUUUAUUAAACUUGAACUGAGUUGUUUAUGGGUCUCUUCAGACGCCUGGGCAAACAGAAAUGUAUGCAGUUUUGCAAAGUUAAAUAUAUAAAUUUGGUCACUAACUCAGGAGCGAUAGGGAGACGCGUGCUACAUCCUUGGCUUCCAACAGCGCCUCCUCAUGUCCUGUAGUUUAACAGGCCUAAUGUCUGAUGUCCUGUAGUUUAACAGGCCUAACGACUGAUGUCCUGUAGUUGAACAGGCCUAAUGACUGAUGUCCUGUAGUUUAACAGGCCUAAUGACUGAUGUCCUGUAGUUUAACAGGCCUAAUGACUGAUGUCCUGUAGUUUAACAGGCCUAAUGACUGAUGUCCUGUAGUUUAACAGGCCUAAUGACUGAUGUCCUGUAGUUUAACAGGCCUAAUGACUGAUGUCCUGUAGUUUAACAGGCCUAAUGAUUGACUGAUGUCCUGUAGUUUAACAGGCCUAAUGACUGAUGUCCUGUAGUUUAACAGGCCUAAUGAUUGACUGAUGUCCUGUAGUUUAACAGGCCUAAUGACUGAUGUCCUGUAGUUUAACAGGCCUAAUGACUGAUGUCCUGUAGUUUAACAGGCCUAAUGACUGAUGUCCUGUAGUUUAAAAGGCCUAAUGACUGACUGAUGUCCUGUAGUUUAACAGGCCUAAUGAUUGAUGUCCUGUAGUUUAACAGGUCUAAUGAUUGAUGUCCUGUAGUUUAACAGGCCUAAUGACUGAUGGGAAAUGAGAGAAGAGGAGGAAUGUUCCUCUCUCUCCUGACCAUAUUCCCUGUGUUCCCUGUAUUCCCUGUAUUCCCUGUAUUCCCUGUGUUCCCUGUAUUCCCUGUAUUCCCUGUAUUCCCUGUGUUCCCUGUAUUCCCUGUAUUCCCUGUAUUCCCUGUAUUCCCUGUAUUCCCUUUAUUCCCUUUAUUCCCUCUAUUCCCUGUAUUCCCAGUGUUCCCUGUAUUCCCUGUAUUCCCUGUAUUCCCUGUGUUCCCUGUAUUCCCUGUAUUCCCUGUAUUCCCUGUGUUCCCUGUAUUCCCUGUAUUCCCUGUAUUCCCUGUGUUCCCUGUAUUCCCUGUAUUCCCUGUAUUCCCUUUAUUCCCUUUAUUCCCUGUAUUCCCUGUAUUCCCUGUGUUCCCUGUAUUCCCUGUAUUCCCUUUAUUCCCUGUAUUCCCUUUAUUCCCUUUAUUCCCUUUAUUCCCUUUAUUCCCUGUAUUCCCUGUAUUCCCUGUGUUCCCUGUAUUCCCUGUAUUCCCUUUAUUCCCUGUAUUCCCUUUAUUCCCUUUAUUCCCUCUAUUCCCUGUAUUCCCUGUAUUCCCUGUGUUCCCUGUGUUCCCUGUGUUCCCUGUAUUCCCUGUAUUCCCUGUAUUCCCUUUAUUCCCUUUAUUCCCUGUAUUCCCUGUAUUCCCUGUGUUCCCUGUAUUCCCUGUAUUCCCUUUAUUCCCUGUAUUCCCUUUAUUCCCUUUAUUCCCUCUAUUCCCUCUAUUCCCUGUAUUCCCUGUAUUCCCUGUGUUCCCUGUAUUCCCUGUGUUCCCUGUAAUCCCCGUUAUUCCCUGUAUUCCCUGUAUUCCCUGUGUUCCCUGUGUUCCCUGUAUUCCCUGUGUUCCCUGUAUUCCCUGUAUUCCCUGUAUUCCCUGUAUUCCCUGUAUUCCCUUUAUUCCCUUUAUUCCCUCUAUUCCCUGUAUUCCCUGUAUUCCCUGUGUUCCCUGUGUUCCCUGUAUUCCCUGUAUUCCCUGUAUUCCCUUUAUUCCCUUUAUUCCCUCUAUUCCCUGUAUUCCCUGUAUUCCCUGUGUUCCCUGUAUUCCCUGUGUUCCCUGUAAUCCCCGUUAUUCCCUGUAUUCCCUGUAUUCCCUGUGUUCCCUGUGUUCCCUGUAUUCCCUGUAUUCCCUGUGUUCCCUGUAUUCCCUGUAUUCCCUGUAUUCCCUGUAUUCCCUUUAUUCCCUUUAUUCCCUCUAUUCCCUGUAUUCCCUGUAUUCCCUGUAUUCCCUGUAUUCCCUUUAUUCCCUUUAUUCCCUGUAUUCCCUGUAUUCCCUGUAUUCCCUGUAUUCCCUGUAUUCCAGCUGGAGAGGUACAUCCAGGAGAACCUGCGCUCUGGGAUGGAGGAGAUGAAGAGGAACGCUGUUCACACCCAGACGGUGGCCAUGUUGGAGAUCGUGACCAACCUCUUUAGCCAAUCAGCUGAGCUGACCCGUAAACUGACAGAUGUGAAGACUCAGGUAAGCCAAUCAGCUGGACCUGUUGUGAAGAAUACCUCUAGUCCCUUCCUCUUCCAUUUGUAGGUGGAUGAUGGGAACUGGAUCAUUCAGAGGUCUUGAACCCUGGUCCGAAAGAGCUUCAGCCGCGCAACAAAAUACCUUGAUUCAACUUUCAAUGUUUUGAUUAGUUGCCAAGGUGUCCCAGGUGUGAUUCAUUGAUUAGGCCAGUUGUCCCAGGUGUGAUUCAUUGAUUAGGCCAGUUGUCCCAGGUGUGAUUCAUUGAUUAGGCCAGUUGUCCCAGGUGUGAUUCAUUGAUUAGGCCAGUUGUCCCAGGUGUGAUUCAUUGAUUAGGCUGAGAUCUGUUUGUCCCUCAUCGUAAACACUUUGAUUGACAUGCUGAGUUGAAUUUAGUUGACAGCCAGUUAAAACAUCCAACAUGGAGCCACAACACAGAUGGUCCUUAGUUGUACCAUAGAGCUGUUAUUACAGGAAGAUGUGUUUUGGUAUUUUCUAGUUUCCUCUAUCAGUCACUCUCUCUUUGUGAUCCAUGAUGUCCAUGAUGUACAACAGUGCAACCUGUACAAAUAUUGUAACUGGUUGGUUAUCAGUCAAGCUGGAAAGAUAAGAUACGAAUGUAGCGGUCAAACUUGUAUUAUUCAUCUUUGAAAUUGUAUAACAGGCCCCUUCCUGUUUGUCUAUCUGUGUCUGGUGUUUAGCUUUGAAGAAAGUACUAAGUCUUCUCUAUAAAAGAUAGUCAUUUAAUCCAGGUGUCUUGGCGUCAUAUUCAGAACAAGAUCCUUAACAACAGCUUGAUCUUAAUGGUCUUUGUCAGGUAACUGAAUAACUCUCCCUCCCUCCCUAGGUGCUAAACCAGACCAGUAGAAUGGAGAUUCAGCUGUUAGAGUAUUCUCUGUUCACUAACCGUCUAGAGAAACACAUCCUCCAGCAGAAUCAGGAGAUCUCACGGCUCAACGAUAAGAACAGGUACAGCAGCCCUGUCCAACACGCCAGCAGAGAGUAGGGAGAAAGGGAGUGAGUGUGUGUGUGUGUGUGUGUGUGUGUGUGUGUGUGUGUGUGUGUGUGAAAGGAAAGAGCACGUGAACCCGCCAGAUCUGAGUUCAAAUACUGUGAGCGUUUACAUUUGGCCUGUCUGCGGUGCCAGGUGGGCGGGGUUUAUGCUUAUGGGUUUUUCUUCUAUUGGUGUCUUUGCAACAAGCAAGCUCAAUCAAUCACAGAUAAAGUAUUUGAAUCCAGGUCUGGUAUGUGAUAGUUGGUUAUGGAUGGUGUAUAUUUUUCCCCCCAACAAUGUGAACUUACCAGGUAACGUCCCAGGCCCUAGAGCAGUGGUAUUCAAACUUUUUUCAGCGGGGAUCCCAUCCCACCCCAAAAUCUAACAAAAAAACCUUAAAAACAACGACAACCCCAACUGCGGUACCCCGACUUUGAAUACCACUGCCAUAGAGUCACGUGGUCAGGAGAAAUAUGCUCCCUUACACAUUUCAUACUGGGGGCUUGAGAUACAUCUGAACCAGAAUAUGCAUCUGAACCAAAAGGUGAGUCUGAACCAGGAGACACAUGAGACCAGGAGGUGAGUCUGAACCAUGGUGUGAGUCUGAACCAUGAGGUGAGUCUGAACCAUGAGGUGAGUCUGAACCAGGAGGUGAGUCUGAACCAGGAGGUGAGUCUGAACCAUGAGGUGAGUCUGAACCAGGAGGUGAGUCUGAACCAUGAGGUGAGUCUGAUGUUUCAGGGAUAAACAUUAUUUACUGAGGGGAACCAAAAAGUUUGGAGGAGGAUGAAUGACACCGGACAUGGGGAUGAAGGACAGGUGGCAUCGUGUGAAGUGGCCAGUGUUAUUUCUCUCUGGUUGUUUAUCCAUACAGCCCUGUGAACAGGCCCCAGGCACCCAGAUUAUUCUGGUCUAAAGUAGUGCGGCUAUAUAGGGAAUAGGGGUGCCAUUCUCUGGUCUAAAGUAAGUGCAAUAUAUAGGGAAUAGGGUGCCAUUCUCUGUCUAAAUAGUGCACUAUAUAGGGAAUAGGGUGCCAUUCUCUGGUCUAAAGAGUGCCUAUAUAGGGAAUAGGGUGCCAUUCUCGGUCUAAAGUAGUGCACUAUAUAGGGAAUAGGUGGCCAUUCGCUGGUCUAAAAUAGUGCACUAUAUAGGGAAUAGGGUGCCAUUCUCCUGGUCUAAAGUAGUGCGCUAUAUAGGGAAUAGGGUGCCAUUCUCUGGUCUAAAGUAGUGCGCUAUAUAGGGAAUAGGGUGCCAUUUCUCUGGUCUAAAGUAGUGCACUAUAUAGGGAAUAGGGUGCCAUUCUCUGGUCUAAAGUAGUGCACUACAUAGGGAAUAGGGUGCCAUUCUCUGUCUAAAGUAGUGCACUAUAUAGGGAAUAGGGUGCCAUUCUCUGGUCUAAAAUAGUGCACUAUAUAGGGAAUAGGGUGCCAUUCUCUGGUCUAAAGUAGUGGCGCUAUAUAGGGAAUAGGGUGCCAUUCUCUGGUCUAAAGUAGUGCGCUAUAUAGGGAAUAGGGUUCCAUUCUCUGGUCUAAAGUAGUGCACUAUCUAGGGAAUAGGGUUCCAUUUGGGACGGGGUCCAGGUGUGUUCAGAAUAACAGAGUGAUCUGGUCAUGACAGUUGCCACACAUCUAACCCUGCUUGACCUCUUGACCCCUACUUGUGGUUGGAAUAUCCACCUGAGGUUGGCUACUUCCUUUGACUCCCUCUGGGUUGAAGCCUAAGAUAAAAUAACAACUAGAGCAUCAAUGGAUUCAGUCGUGACACUAUUAUACACGUUAGUAAGGCAUUGUUGGGGAGAAAACCCCAAAACACCAUUAUGAGAAGUGCCAUUGAAAUCAAUUCCAAUUGAUCUCCAGGUGUAAACAUAGUGAGGUAAGGUAUACGUCCCAAAUGGCAACCCUAUUCCCUACGUAGCGCACUACUUUUGACCAGGAUCCAAUGGACUAUAUAGGGAAUAGGGUGCCAUUGGGGACUCAGCCAAAGGUGUUUGAGAGCGGGGUGCAGUGCAGAGCAAGGCAGAGUGAGAAGCAGCUUGCAUCCGUCUGUGUGGCUCUGGGUUGUUUCUUCUGCUGGAGUCCGUUAGUCAGAGCUAUAAACAUCAGACUGGGGGAUUUACAGGCUCCAUUUGGAGCGGGUGGGUAACACACACAUGGCAAGCACGCACGUCAUGGUUGCCCCCAGGGUGGUGAUUGAGACGUUCAACGUGCAGCUCCAUCCAGAUGUCUUCUGCUGCUGUACAGGUUGUUUCCUGUGGUGUGUGUGUGUGUGUGUGUGUGUGUGUGUGUGUUUUGUUGGGCCUGGUGUGUUCAGAUGUUUCCCUUGGCAUUUGCUGAAUGGAAGACCUGUCUAUUUUUUUUUCUUGCAGUGCAUUACAUGUAGGUCUUGCUAUAUGCGGUUAUGUACAGGGAUUGCUUAUAGAGGUACGUACAGGAUCUAUAGGAGGAUAUGUCACAUGAUGCUUAGGAGGUAUUUACAGGAUGGGUCUAGUAGGAGGGUCCUUUACAGGAUGCUAGUAGGCGGUAAUGUCAGGAUGCUAAAGAGGUCUGGACAAGAUGCUUAUAGAGGUAUGGUACAGAUGCUGUAGAGGUUAUGUACAGGAUGCUAGAGGAUGUGUUAUGUACAGAUGCUAUAUGAAUAUUUGACGGUUGAUGCUAUAGGGGGAGUAUGUACAGGAUGCUAUGUGUAAUGUACAGGAUCUAUAAGAAGUAUGUCAGGAGGCUGGCAUCCAGAGACUGCAAUAAUUCUAAUGUCCUUGAUACAGUCUUUACUCACAAUUGGUUUCCUUUGAUCACUCAAUCCAGUGCUGACUGGCAUUGUGCUGACAUCGGGGGCUCUACUUACUACAUCGCAAUAUCACAACCUGAGCCCGGCACUAGGGAUCAACCCUGGUGUUCCCCCCCCCCAGUUGGUAUGUACAGGAUACAAUUCACCUUCACCCACUAGGGAUCACCCUUCGUUUGGUAUGGUACGGAUACAGGAUACACCUGACCCCACUAGGGAUCACCCCUUCGUUGUAUUGUACAGUGAUACAAUUCACGCUGGGACCCCACAGGGAUCACAACGGGGCGCUUCAGUUGUGGAUGUACAGUGAUUACAAUCCCCUGACCCCAUGCUAGGGAUCAACCCGUUCAUUUGGUAUGUACAGAACAAUAUCACCUGACCCCACUAGGGGAUCAACCGCUUCAGGUUGGGUAUGUACAAGGGAGACAAGAUCACCAUGACGCCACAGGGAUCAACCCUUCAGAUGUGGGCUGUUCCAACUCCUCUAAUCUUCGUGGGCUAUACCACCACCGCUCCUUGUCUUUGGUACUAGUUCACCUUAAAACAUUGUUCAUCAGGGUUUCUUCCACUGUCCCUGUAGGGAUGGUUCCGUCAGAGAGACUGACCCGAUGCCACUUGGGCGGUCGUCUCGUCUCUCUCUUAGUCUCUCUCGCCUCUCUCUCGGGGUCUCUCUGUAUCGUCUCUCUAUCGUUCUCGUCUGGCCGAAGGAAAAGCUCUCUCUCGGGGGUCUCUCGGCGGGGUUCGGGUCCCUCCGCUCCGUCUGCUCGGCUCUCUCUUCCGGGGUCUCUCUGCUCUCCCUCGGCUCUUCUCCCUCCUGGCCUCUGGGGAUCUCUCUCUCCUCUCAGUCCUUCUCUCCCCGGUCUCGUGUGGGGUCCCUGGUCUGCGGUCUCUCUCUCCUCUAGCGGGAGUCGUCCCUCUCUACUCUCAAUCCCUCGUCGCGGGCGGGGCUUCUCGUGCUGGGGGUCUCUCGGCGUCUCGGGUCAUCGCACUCUCGGUCCUCUCUCUCUGGGCCGGGCCCUCUCGUCGCGGGUCGGGGGGGCGGCUGGCGUCUCGGUCUCGUCGGGCGUGGCUCGGGUGCUCUGGGGCUCGCUCUCUCCUCAAGUGCUGCUCGGGGUCUCUCGAGGGUCUCUCUCUGCGCUCGCCGUCAGUCUGGCCCAUCCGGGGGGUCAUCGUCGUGGUCCCUGGGGCAAGCCGGACUCUACGGGGCGGGUCGGUCUCUCGGGCGCAUCCGGCUCGGGGGGCGGAGACUCGGCAAGUCUGGUGCUCCCGCCCUCAUCUCGGAUAUGCGGCUCGGAUCUCAACGGCAAGUGCGUCGUGGACAAUUACUCGGGGGGUCGGUCAGGGUCCUCACAUCAAGCAGGACGGUCUGGUCUCGUCUCAGUGCGUCCUGGGGCUCUCUCUCGAGUCUCCUCGGGGGGACAAAUCUCAUGGGACCUCAGUCUCCACUCGCACCGCUGCUCACAAGAAGAACGACCUCUCUCAGCCCGAAAGGGGCGGAUGCGUACACUCCCAUGCAAUCUCCUACCUCGUCUCACAAAAGUCUCUCAGGGGUGCUCCUCAGGGGCGGGGGGGAGGGGGGGGAAGGCCUCUCGUCCGAAUCGGGCUAUCUCCUCUCUGGGGCUCUCGCGUCUGCUACUCUCUCCUCUGCUCUUGCUGUCCUCUCCCUUUCUCGCUCUCUCUCUCUGGCAAAUCUCGUCGGGGCCCGGGUGGGCGUCCCCGUCGACGUCGGGGGAAAGUCCGGGGUCAUCCGGGGGGGCAUCGAAGGCGCGGGCAAGGGGGGUCGGACGUCGGGUCCUGCCUUGCGGUGCUCCCUCUUCUCGGGCUCGUCCGGGGGGGGGGAAAGUCUCGCUCGGCGGGGUCAGAUGGGCAGCACUCGGAGGUCUGCGGCAUCUCAAGCAUCAAAGUCGCGAUCACUCGCUCGGGGGGGGAGGGGUCCGGGUGGGCGGUCUCGAGGGUCUGACUCUCCCAUCCUCGGGCGGAGGGGUCAGCCCUCUCCUCGGAUAGCGGGUCUCCUGGCUGCGGUCGGGGGGUUGGCAGCCGGGGGGGUCGGCUUCGUCUCUCUCCGGGGGAGGGCCCCAAAGAUAUCGCGGGUCGGGCCGAGGGAAGAAACGAGCAAUUCCCGGAUCUGGCCAAGGACUCGGGAAACGGUCGGGGGGGAACUCGGGGUCUCGGCCACAACGCCGAGGGGGGCUCGCCAAAAUGCUCCCGUCUUCCGCUCCUAGGGCGCUCCGUGCUCGGGCUCUCUGGCUCUCACACUCGGUCGGGAGCCAACAGACGCUCUGGGGAUCAGAUCGAAGCCGGGUCAGAACUCUCCCAAUCUGGCGAAUAACAUCCUCAUGGGCGGGGGUCGUACUCCGCUCCCGUCUCUCAGAAAUCGCUCUCCUCCGUUCAUCGUCGCUGUCCUCCUAUCUUCCCCGGCCCUCUCCUCUCUCACUCGUCUCAUCUCGGCUCCGAAAACUCGCGGGCCGCCGUCGGGGCAUCUCCUCCCUCGUCAAACCGUCGUACGGGGGUCACGUGCUCAAUCAUCGUCUCGACUCUUCGUCAUGGCGUCACGGGACCAAGUGCGGUCUCUCUCACUGCUCCGAUCAGGCUUCUCUCAGAAAAGGGGGGAGGGUGGCAGGCGGAGGGCCGGUCGGGGGGGGUCGGGGGUCAGGGCGGUCGUCAUCUCCUCGGGGUCGGUCUGGACGAGCACCGUGCUCGAUCACGCUCUCACGCUCUCAGGGGAUCUCCUUCUCUGUCGUCUGCCUCGCCUCUCGGGGUCUCGGGGUCUCGGUGACUCUCUCUCCUCUCCGUCUCGCGUCUCUCGGGGGUCAUGGGGCUCAGGCGGACACGGGGUCUCCUCUGCCCGUCUCUCCUCUCGGGUCGAGGGUGGGGCUGCGUCGGCUCUCUCUGCUCAGCGGGUCAGGGUGGAGCAUUGCUCCCUCAACCGUCUCUCUCACUCUGGCGGUGCCGUCGAGGGCCUCCUGCUCUCGGUCGCUCUCACUCUCUCGUCGUCUCCGGAUACUCGGCAGUCAGGAUCGCUCCCCGUCCGCGGGUGCAUCUCGUCUCGGCGGCUGCUCUCCCACUCUCACGGUCUAGUACUCGGUUCUCUCGUCUCCCGUCGUGCGCGGAGGAUGCUCUCGGGUCCUCAACCUAUCUCUCGCUGGUCGCAUGUCCUCAUCUCCGAAGUCCUCUCCAAGUGCGUACUCGGGGACUCGUAUCAAUGCGUCUCUGGCACGGAGUCAUCAUCACUCUCUCGUCCCGUGCGAGGAAUCAACAAUCCUCCUCAAUCGAAAUCAACCUCAUCAACGAGAUCGUCAGCGUACGGUCGGUGCUGCUCUCUCAUCUCUCGUCGGUCUCUCUUCGGGUCUCGUAUCUCUCAUCGAAGGCUCUCGUCGGGGUCUCCCGCUCUCUCCACCAACUCCGCCUGCGGGUAUCAUCGCGUACCGAGGCUCUGUCUCGUUCGCUGGGGGCUCUCUCUCGGGUCUCUCUCUGCCUCUCCAAUCUCUCUGCUCCUCUCGUCAUAG
Molecule: messenger RNA, 38605 nt
Organism: Coregonus sp. 'balchen'
Lineage: Eukaryota; Metazoa; Chordata; Actinopteri; Salmoniformes; Salmonidae
Source: the annotation of a GenBank genome assembly